Pectinophora gossypiella (pink bollworm) is the source of this 1504-nucleotide messenger RNA. RefSeq names its product uridine diphosphate glucose pyrophosphatase NUDT14-like. The transcript is spliced from 5 exons. Gene Ontology annotation, molecular function: metal ion binding; UDP-sugar diphosphatase activity. The record is from RefSeq and is a predicted model, not a curated record. Lineage: Eukaryota; Metazoa; Arthropoda; Insecta; Lepidoptera; Gelechiidae. The coding region runs from base 173 to 895 and encodes 240 amino acids. Gene Ontology annotation, biological process: nucleoside phosphate metabolic process; ribose phosphate metabolic process.
AAUGAUUUUGAUUUUUAUUAUUUCAAAUCUUGAAUCUGAUUUUAUUAUCUGAAGUAACUAUCUACUACUGUUUGUUUACUAAGAUUUGGUAUAUUUUUUGCGGUAAUAAAACAAGCUAUAAUAAUUCUAUUUGUGGCAUUCUUUGAUAGUUAUAAUCAAGUAUUAGUGAAGGAUGGAGGACGUUACUGAAAUUUUCUUUUCUCCGCUGGACGAGUCAUCGUAUGUGCGACCAUUCAGGUUUAAUUACACGCAGGAUGGAGUUAAGAAGACCUGGGACUUGCUCGAGGUGCACGACAGUGUCUCCGUCGUCCUCUUCAACAUCACCAGAAGAAAGCUAAUCUUCGUCAAACAGUUCCGACCUGCUGUGUACUUCAAUAGCAUCGAUCUGGACGACCGUGAUGCUGAGUUCAUGGAUACGGAGAAGUAUCCCCCUUCUCUGGGUAUCACGUUGGAGAUGUGUGCAGGCAUAGUGGACAAGGAGAUCACACUCGAGGAGAUUGCCGUGGAAGAGGUGAUGGAGGAGUGUGGCUACAACAUUGAGACUAAGAUGUUAGAGAGAAUCAUAUCUUACAGGGCAGGUGUUGGUGUUCAAGGCUCGGCUCAGACUUUGUACUACUGUGAAGUGACUGAUGAAAUGAGAGUUACUACUGGUGGCGGAGUGGACGACGAGAUGAUUGAGGUGGUGGAGCUGUCCAUCCCGCAAGUGGAGAGCAUGGUGGCGGCGCCCGAGCGCCAGCCCGUGCCCACGCCGCCCUCCUGCCUAUUCGGCCUCAUGUGGUUCCUGCUGCACAAGGCCGACAAGUGGCGCAAAACAUUCGAAAACUAUUGCGACGACUGCAAAAAUAAGGAUGAGGAAAAGAAGGAAUUUGUGGCCGUGGUGCACGAGGAACAUUAGACCUGUCUCACGUAUGUACAAAAUGUAUACCUAUCUAGAUAGUUAUACUUGUAUGUAUUAAAUUGCAUUGUGCCACUUUAUUACUUGAGCCAUAUAAUAUUGACACAAUUACUGUGAUAUGUAGUACAUGAAGGAAUGCUAUUAACUAGGCGAUAAAUAACCAAUUCCAUUGGUUCAAAUAUCGCGUCGCGUGUUAUGCGGUUGAUAUAUUCGGAUACUAGUUGUUGUUGCAUAACUUUCUCUGUUAUAAUGUUACUGAGAUUCAGUUUGUAAAUGUAUUGUACUUGAUUUAUGUUAUUUUGAGUACAAUUGCUAUUUAAAUACAUGCAUUAUAGUCACAUAUAGUAAACAGAGUAAUGUUAUUUUUACGUAAUUGUAUAUACCUAGUAUUAAAAGUUGGCUGUGAACAUGUAAUCGUGUUUUAGGUUUUAUUAUUCUGCAAAUGUUUCGGCACUUGCGCACAACCAGUUAUGAUAAGGAAUUCGUGAUGUUCACAAACUAUAAUAAUUUAAUAUUUAAUAAAUAAAUAAUAUAUAAAUUUAGUUAAUAUUUCUGAAAAUGUUAUGCAACUUUCUUUCUGUGAUUAAAUAUAGAAAACUUUACUUUGUA